GUCGUCUACGCCCGGCGAAGGACGUAGCUCGGCGGAGAAGCGCCGGUAAGAAGGGACGGGUGAGGAGAAAAGCGGCUGCAGCGGCGCCCGGAGCGGGGACCGUGGGGAGGUCCCUUCCUCCCAGGUGCCAACGGACGCGCCCCCAGCGUUCCCAACAGCCUGCGGCUUCGGCCGGCGGAACCCGCCCUCCGGCAGUGCCGCGGCGCGCUGCUCGGGGCGGGCUGGGAGCGCAGAGAGCGGCCGCAGUAGCGGGACCGAGUGUCCGGGGCUCCGAGAGAGGCCGAGGCCGGAGCCGGAGCUCAGCGCGGGGCUGGGGCGGCGGGCGCGAGAGGGAGUCCCCGAGCGGCUCGGCGCGCACUGCAGCCUCUCCCGCGGCGCCUCUGACCUUUCACCUACAGGAAAAGCUUCCGUCUCGGCGGCGCUGCCGCUUCCCCCGCCUGAGGAAGCCGCGCGCCGCCCCCGGGCCCGGGGCGCCGCUUGGGCUCGAGCGCCGGCGGGAUGCUGAGAGGCCGGCCUGGCUGCGAGUGGUCGCGAGCCGAGGCCCGGAUCCCUUUCACCGCGAGCCUCUGGCUAGUACUCGUGCUUACACAGGACGGACGGAAUAAUGCUCUCAACUUUCACGACCGACGGGGGCGGGAGUGGCCGCUGCCUUUGGACCUGUAUCUUUUGAGAAAUAAAAUGGAACGGCCAAGGGUCCUCAGUGCAGUGGGCAUGUCCAAGCUUCCAGUAGCUCUUUUGUUAAGAAACUGUACCUCCGACUCCAGCAGAUGCCGUUUUACGAAUGACAAAUGUUGCCAAACCUGUCUCGUAACCUUCACUAAAUACGUCAGCUGUUUAAAAAAUAAUAAUAAUAACUGGAAAGGAAAAGCAAAAAGACUUGAAAUUAAGCCCUUUAGGGGUUUUGUGCCUCCGGAACUUGUAAAUAGGCCUUCGACUUUGGAGGGAUUUUGAACAGUGACUGCUCUGCGGACACUUGGCAAUUAAAUCAUGGCAACCAUAGAAGAAAUUGCACAUCAAAUUAUUGAACAACAGAUGGGAGAGAUUGUUACAGAGCAGCAGACUGGCCAGAAAAUCCAGAUUGUGACAGCACUUGAUCAUAAUACCCAAGGCAAACAGUUCAUUCUGACAAAUCACAGUGGCUCUACUCCAAGCAAAGUCAUUCUGGCCAGGCAAGAUUCUACUCCAGGAAAAGUUUUCCUCACAACCCCAGAUGCAACAGGUGUCAACCAGUUUAUUUUUACAACUCCUGAUUUGUCUGCACAACACCUCCAGCUCUUAACAGAUAAUUCUUCCUCCGAACAAGGACCAAAUAAGGUUUUUGAUCUUUGCGUAGUAUGUGGAGACAAAGCAUCAGGGCGUCAUUAUGGAGCAGUAACUUGUGAAGGCUGCAAAGGAUUUUUUAAAAGAAGUAUCCGAAAAAAUUUAGUUUAUUCAUGUCGAGGAUCAAAGGACUGUAUUAUUAAUAAACACCAUCGAAAUCGUUGUCAAUACUGCAGGUUACAAAGAUGUAUUGCGUUUGGAAUGAAACAAGACUCUGUUCAGUGUGAAAGAAAACCCAUUGAAGUAUCAAGAGAAAAAUCUUCCAACUGUGCCGCUUCAACAGAAAAAAUCUACAUUCGAAAAGACCUUCGAAGCCCAUUAGCUGCAACUCCAACUUUUGUAACAGAUAGUGAAACUGCAAGGUCAGCAGGACUGUUAGAUUCAGGAAUGUUUGUGAAUAUUCAUCAGUCUGGCCUAAAAACUGAGUCAACUAUGCUGAUGACACCAGAUAAGGCUGAAUCAUGUCAGGGAGAUUUAAGUACAUUGGCAAGUGUGGUUACGUCAUUAGCAAACCUUGGAAAAACUAAAGAUCUUUCUCAAAAUAGUAACGAAAUGUCUAUGAUUGAAAGCUUAAGCAAUGGUGAUACCUCUUUGUGUGAAUUUCAUCAAGAAAUGCAGACUAAUGGUGAUGUUUCAAGGGCAUUUGACACUCUUGCAAAAGCAUUGAAUCCUGGAGAGAGCACAGCCUGUCAGAGCUCAGUAGAGGGCAUGGAAGGAAACGUACAUCUAAUUGCUGGAGACUCAAGCAUAAAUUACAUCGAAAAAGAGGGGCCACUUCUCAGCGAUUCACAUGUAGCUUUCAGGCUCACCAUGCCAUCUCCUAUGCCUGAGUACCUGAAUGUGCACUACAUUGGGGAGUCUGCCUCCAGACUGCUGUUCUUAUCAAUGCACUGGGCACUUUCGAUUCCUUCCUUCCAGGCUCUAGGGCAAGAAAACAGUAUAUUAUUGGUGAAAGCCUACUGGAAUGAACUUUUUACUCUUGGUCUUGCCCAGUGCUGGCAAGUGAUGAACGUAGCAACUAUAUUAGCGACAUUUGUCAAUUGUCUUCACAGUAGCCUUCAACAAGAUAAAAUGUCAACAGAAAGAAGAAAAUUAUUGAUGGAACACAUCUUCAAACUACAGGAGUUUUGUAACAGCAUGGUAAAACUCUGCAUUGAUGGAUAUGAAUAUGCCUACCUGAAGGCAAUAGUACUCUUCAGUCCAGAUCAUCCAGGCCUAGAAAACAUGCAACAGAUUGAGAAAUUUCAGGAAAAGGCUUAUGUGGAAUUCCAAGAUUAUAUAACCAAAACAUAUCCAGAUGACACCUACAGGUUGUCCAGACUACUACUCAGAUUGCCAGCUUUGAGGUUGAUGAACGCUACUAUCACCGAAGAAUUGUUUUUCAAAGGUCUCAUUGGCAAUGUGCGAAUUGACAGUGUCAUCCCACAUAUUUUAAAAAUGGAACCUGCAGAUUAUAACUCACAAAUAAUUGGUCACAGCAUUUGAAAGCUGAGAUCUCAGUUUAAACUGAUUGUUCUUUCUUACUGGAACACAAGAAGACACCAAAUUGAACUCAUUGCUUCCAGGGCAUCUGGAAGUUUUUACUUUAAAGAGUAACCAAAAACCAAGAUAUUUUUAUCUUCCUUAAGAAGAAUUUUUGAAGUGACUAGGCAGGUAGCAGGAAUUAGAAUUUCCCUUCCUGUCUUAUUUGAGUGAGUAAAAAAUACUAUGAAUUUAUUCUUGGCUGAGAUGACACCUAGAGCCGUCACCUCUUGACUAAGAUAUCUCCUUUUAUUUUAUAAAACAAAUAAAUAAGUCUCUCUUUUUUUCCCAGAAUUGUGUUCUAUUCAUGUUUAACUUCAUUAUGAACUACUACAAACACUUAAUGGUCAGAAACCCCUAAGGAGGAUUUUCUUGCAUUUUACUCUUCUAUAUUAUAAUCUGUUUCUUUUAAUUACCUGUCAAAAGAAGAUUAUUUUAUGCUCAGUGGUAUUAUGAUAACAUUAGAACUAUAGGAAAUAAUAAGUGAAUAUAGGUAUUUUUUUGUCUUUUGUACAUAUCAUGGCAGCAUUAGCAUAUAUCACUCUCAUUGCUGGCAAUGAGACAUAGGCCAUUUGUGAUCCUUUUAGUGUUGUAUAUUAUUAGUUAUAAGCACUUUUUAUUUAUGUAUGUAGCAGAAAAUUGUUUUUGAGAAUAAGAAGGUUCAUGUUUUAAUAUUUUUGGUUUACUGUUUUAUAAAAGUAGCAGAGACUGAUUGAGCCCCAAAUGUUUCAAUAUUUCAAAAUAGAUAUUAAAAUUGUUGCUCUUCCAUUCCACAGAAAGCGUCUAUCAUCUCUCCCUCUUUUCUGACCUGCAUUUAUAGUUUCCUGACCCUUCUGUGGGUUUUAGACAAUUUCUUUUAGGUCAUUAGAAAUACCUACUUUGUGAAAUAAUGGAUUUAUUGUAGCCAAUCUGUGUUUUCAAGAUGAGUUAGACAAUUAUUUUAAAGCAAUUGAUAAUUUUUUAAGACUUCAGGUUUUUAGCAUAUAAAGGAAUAUGCACUGGUUUUUCACUGUAAAAUGGGGAAGGGCUGUUUUAACAAUAGUGUGAGCAUCAGCCUGAAGUGCUGCCUUGUUACUACCACAGCAGAAGCAUUUUAGGCUCCUUGGAUGUCUUCCACAGUAAUGUUUUCCUUAGCAAAACCUAAUACUGUUAAAUAUUUCUUUGCUAUAAUUUCAUGAUGAAUUAUUUUGGUAUGUCUAUUUGUUGGCCUUUUUUUAAAUAUGGAGAUUUUAUUGCACUCAGAGUACAUUUUUUAUAAAGAUUUUUGCAAUAGAAGAGAAGCAGAAUUUGGGGGAAGGAUAUGGAUUUUACUAAUAGUUACUUUAUAGUAAAUAAGAAGUUUUAAAGUAUCAAUUUACAGUCUUUAUCAACUUAUUAAGGGAAACAUUUUUCCCUAUUUAAAACAUGAAUUUUGUCAACAGAUUUAUUUAUAAUUAUCAGCUGGGAAAACUACAUUUAGUACAAAAUACUUAGAUGGAAUAAUCAGUAGGUUUAUAUCUUUAUAAACCCAGUGAAGUAAGCCAGGGAUUCAAGAAAAAAUUCUUUUAAAUAAUGUACUAAUGGUUAAUUAAGAUACAUGUUUCAGGUAUUUUUCCUGAUUAUAGUUAUAUUUGGAAGUGUUUUUUAAAACUAUAUUAAAAUGUGACCUGCAUUACAAA
Molecule: messenger RNA, 4499 nt
Organism: Lagenorhynchus albirostris (white-beaked dolphin)
Lineage: Eukaryota; Metazoa; Chordata; Mammalia; Artiodactyla; Delphinidae
Gene: NR2C1
Product: nuclear receptor subfamily 2 group C member 1
Exons: 14
Coding region: 988-2805 (605 amino acids)
Biological process (GO): negative regulation of transcription by RNA polymerase II; anatomical structure development; cell differentiation
Molecular function (GO): nuclear receptor activity; zinc ion binding; RNA polymerase II cis-regulatory region sequence-specific DNA binding
Source: RefSeq, a predicted model, not a curated record